Messenger RNA from Penicillium brevicompactum, 267 nucleotides. RefSeq lists its product as uncharacterized. Bases 1 to 267 code for a protein of 88 amino acids. The transcript has a single exon. The record is from RefSeq and is a predicted model, not a curated record. NCBI's taxonomy places the organism in Eukaryota, Fungi, Ascomycota, Eurotiomycetes, Eurotiales, Aspergillaceae.
AUGGCCAAUCCCUUGCCUUGGGAUGAUAGGUCCAAGGAACCAGGCUCGGCCUCCAACCCUAUCCUUAUCGAUAUCACCGACACCUCUUGCAGGCAGAACACGCCAGAACAGGUUGAUUCUGAUGGAGAGACCGUGCGCUUGAGUACCCCAGAAUUCUAUGAAAAUCUGAGUGAUGGAGGCCCGCCCGCUCCACUAAAGGGACCGGCACUCACGGAUUCUACUCCUGUUGUGACGCCAUCCAGAGUGCUAAAUGGCCGGAGAUUCUAA